Cinara cedri is the source of this 2146-nucleotide messenger RNA. The record is from the annotation of a GenBank genome assembly. Lineage: Eukaryota; Metazoa; Arthropoda; Insecta; Hemiptera; Aphididae.
UGUCGAGCUGAACACAACUAACAAGGAGAUUCCUGUAGACAUUAUGGCUUCUAGUGUUAUGGUAAGAAAGAAUGUAAUUUAUAAAUUUAUAAAAGUACUUUAUUGUUUUACGAUAUUUAAUAAAACCGUAAUAAUAUAAUCAAUUCGUUAAAAUAAUUAACGUAAGAUUAUCGAAAAAGCUCAGAUGAUUUACAUCGUUCAUAUUAAACAUGUAUAUUCAGUAUAUUAUAUUUUUAUAUCAGUGAUUAUUUUAUUUUAUUAUACAAACAGAACAAUUGAAUUUGACGUGAUAGCAUAUCUCCUAGUGGAGCUCGUAACGGAAUAACAAAAUUAUAAUAAAUUAAUGUAUAAAUGUAUACUUUUAAAAAAUAUUUGAGUAUUAUUUAAAGGACUCUUCAAAAAUGAUAUUUAAAAUAUAAUUCAAAUAAUAUUUUUGUAAUAUAAGUAAGUACAAUUUUAUAAUCAAUAUUGAUUAUAAAAAUGCAGUUACCCAAAUGGCGAUCGCUUCGCUAACCAUACACUCCCUUAAAUAGCACUACCUGCAUCGUUUAUUUAUUAAAACAAUUAUUAAAAUCAGUAAAAUUAAAAUCGCGAUAAACUAUUAAAAUUAAAAUUAUAUUUAUAGAAAUUGACUUAAUAUAUAUAAAUAUAUAAAUAUUUUUAACAAGACAUAAUAAUUGUCGAGAAGUAGCUUAUACUAAGUUGACUAAAAUAAAAAACACCAGAAAUUUUUAAUUUAAACGCAUAANGUAAUUUUACUAAAUAUUCAAAAUGUAUUCGUUUUCCUGAAUAAUUUUAAGAAUAAUUAAUUCUUUAUGACACUUAGAUUAUUGAUACGAUAUUAUAAAUAUUAUAUAUUAUUUUUUCAGAUUCAAGCCGCUAUAAUAGGAUUCCUGGUUAUAUCAACCGCGUUCGCAGACACUAAACUACUAAAGAAAAACAAUAAAAGAUACUCUCUAGAUGUAGAAAAUAUCAAUUUACAAUCUUCGGUCCCAUCUGCAUUUUCAUCUGGCUCUCGAUACUUCGGCCCAUCUACGCCAGCACCCUUCAUAUUUGACAGCUCGUUCUCGAGAACUUCUGCACCGUUCAAAUCUUUUUCAUACAGCUCUACUCCAGCUCCAUUUAUAUUCGGUAAUUCGCUCUCGUCGAGUUCCUUUUCAAGAGGGGCUGUAGCUAAUGCUAUCGAUGGAUCUUCCACACCAGCACCCUUCUUCGGUGGAGAUUCAUUCUUUGGAACGGUAACCGUUGACAGACCGGUGCCUUAUCCAGUAGAAAAAAGCGUCCCUUACCCGGUUCAAGUUCCAGUCGAAGUUAAGGUUCCUGUACCUGUCUCCGCUCCAACUCAACGAUUCGCCACCGUCCACUACUAUCAAGGGUCUCCAGCAGCUUUAGGAUAUGGCUCCUCUCAAGCUCUUAUCGGCAAGUCUGGAUACAAUCAAUUCUUAUCCGGUGCCGGUCCAACGUACGGCAGUUCAUUGUACAGCGCCAAUUCUAGCCCUGCUAGCUUCUACAGUUCUACUCCCGCUUCGGCAAGUUUGUUCGGUUCCUACGCGGGUGCAUUAAGUGGAUACAGCUCAACCGCUAGCCCACUAAACGCGUACAGCUCGACUGCAGCCAGUCCAGCCGGAUUUUUCGAUUCCAAUGUUGCCCAAGAAGGUUUCGUAAGCUCAACAUCAUCGCCUUUCGGUUUCGGUCAGAAUUCGUUCUAUUCUUCUUCAACACCCGCCCCGUUCAAUUCUUUUUCGGCCGAUUCAGCCUCGGUUGAUUCAUCGUUAUUGACCGAUUCGGCCAAUUGGGGAUCUUCUGCAGGAGAAACUGUUGCCGCUGAAGAUUCGAGCACUGAACAAUUAAAUAUUGUAAAAAAAUAGAUAUCUAAUCACACGUACUUAUUUGUUAAUACAUUUAUGAAAAAGUAUUUGUCUGUAAACAAUAUUGAUGAAACAUUGUAUUGGCAAUUCUAUAUUAUUUAGAAUUUUAGACUGCAUUCAUAAAAUACUAUUGUAUAACUCAAUUUUUUGAAAUAACCAAAAUAUAAAAAUCAUAUUUUAUGAGUAUAAUUGAUUAUUUGUAUGAAAUCAUUUCAAUUUAUAUCUUUUUACGAAUAGUACAACAUUGUCAACUAAAUAAUAUUCCUAAUAUUAACAAC